Molecule: messenger RNA, 927 nt
Organism: Plasmodium relictum
Lineage: Eukaryota; Apicomplexa; Aconoidasida; Haemosporida; Plasmodiidae
Product: GDP-fructose:GMP antiporter, putative
Exons: 3
Coding region: 1-927 (308 amino acids)
Cellular component (GO): Golgi apparatus
Molecular function (GO): antiporter activity
Source: RefSeq, a predicted model, not a curated record
AUGAAGGAAGUACGUUUAAGAAUGAUUUUGUCAAUAGCUAUGUAUUUAGUCUCAUCAAUAACCUCAGUUUUUGCAAAUAAAUAUGUAUUAAUGGAGAAUGUCUUGGAUACAAUUUUACUAAUAUUCUUACAACAUAUAUCUUGUUUAACUUUUUUAUUUUUAUUCAGAAAUUACCUUAACAAAUUUCAUAACAAAAAUAACUUUCAAGAUUAUUUCUUUUCCUUAUAUGACGAAAUAAAACAUAUGUGGCAAUUGAUAAUAUCAUUUAAUUUUACGUUAAUAUUUGGGAAUAUUUGCUUAAAAUAUACCAACAUAUCGACUUAUCAAUUAGCUAGAUCAAUGACAUUACCUUUAAAUUUUUUUUUUUCAUAUUUUUUUUUUAAACAAAUCAAAUUUAAUUGCUUAAUGACACUUUCAUGCAUAAUAGUUUCAAUUGGAUUUUUCAUUUUUUCAAUUGAUGCAGUUAACACUAAUUAUAAGUCAAUAUUAUAUGGCUUGAUAGUUUCUAUAAUUCAAGCAAUUCACUUAAAUUUGUUGAAGAAAAAAUUAAUAAUAUAUAAAGAUAAAAUGAUUUUGUUACAUUAUAAUUUAAUUUAUUCUUCUAUUAUCUUAUUUAUUUAUCUGUCUAUAACGAAAGAUAUAUUUGCUAUAUUUAAGUUGAAUUAUAGAAUUUCAUUUUUUCUAUUUUUAUCUUGUUUAUCUUCGAUUUGUGUAACAUUCUCUUCUUUUUUGUGUAUUUACUAUACAGAUAAUGUUGUUUUUAAUAUGUUUGGAAACAUUAAAUCAACUGUCCAGACAUUUCUAAGUAAAUUUUAUUAUUCUGAAAAUUUUAAUUUAAAUACAAUAAUAGGAAUAAUUCUAACUACAGUAGGUUCUUUUGUAUAUACAUGUUCUAGCGAAUAUACAAAAAAGAAGAAAAUCAGAUAA